UUCGUACUGUAUUGUACUGUAGCCCAAGGGGUCCCUUAUUUGUGAAUUGUAAGAUGAAGCUUGGGCUGUUUACUUUCUUCAAAUGGUGGCUAGGGGCAACGAUGACCUGUGAGGCGGCUAGAGUAUGGAGAAAGGCAAGCUAACACGAACCUAGACUAAGAGAAGACAAGGGUGAUGCUGGUGGUGAUAUUGCCCAAUGCCGUUUUCCACUGGGGCCCAAAAUACUACCGUCGCUGCUGCUGAUGCUGAUGCUGAUGCCGAGGGAUAUCUUGGUGAGCAUUGGCUUUUGUCAUUAUCCUUUUGGCUUAAGCCGUUGGCUUUGCAAAGCUGACGGGAGAAGAUGUGGGCUUUCGGCGAUCGCAUCGCAUCCAUCCCUCCCCCUAUCACGAUAUGCAGCUGCAUAAGACAAGGCUGCGCAGCGCCUCUGUGGUUGGUGCACCACUAGCUUCGUAUGCUUCGUAGUAACAGUGGCAGCGAGGGGCCCAAGUGGCGCUAUUGCAUUUUUGCAUGAUCCAUUCAUUGGAGGUGCUGGUCGGCAGUUUUGCUGCAAGGGAGACAGAAAGGCUGCAUAUAUGCCCUUUACUUUUUUUUUAUUUUCCGAGCCGAACAAGCGGCCUUUGUUCAGUGUAACAAUGAGUUGUGAUUUGCUUCUUUUGACCAUUGUGAAAUUGUAUUCUCCUGAGGAUGAGAACAGAGCAUGUGUAUCCUUGAAUGGUAGGAGUACAGUACACAUGAUAGCUGUCUUUUGAUGCUGUAUUUUGUAGGGGCGCGGGGUUCGUUCAGUUGCCAGCUGGCAGGCUCUCAACACCAUCACGGGAUCCGAGCAUGCGUCUGAAAAAGGGCAGUUAGACACCAGUGUGUGUAGCUCAUGCACAUAUCAGGCUCCCUCAUUUGGCUGCUAUAUUUGCAUUGCGUUUGCUUGUCUAAGGCAAAUGCAGCUGCAGCUGCACACAUUAGAUCACUCUCACUGCCUGAAACAUCAUCAGACACAAACGGCUUCCACAUUCCAGGCCGGCCUUUUUCGCGUUUGAUUAUUCCCCUCACGCUCUUUGGGUCUCCCUCCACCGCUACGACCUGCGCUAAAUGGCCCCCCACUACGGCAGCACUACAGUACUGUACGUACCAGCUGCCCGUGCCUACAGUGCAGUACAGCGCUGUGCUGUCCUUUACAGCCCGCUAUAACACGGCAUUGGACACGCUGCCCACCCACCCUCCAAAUAAAGCCCCUCUCUGUGCCUGCCCCAUCCCCUGACCUGAUUUCCCUUUGCUGGCCCGCCAAAUUUCCCUCGAACUAGCUGGCCGUCCGUCCUCUUCUACGCCUGCCCGUCCACUCCCCUGGCCAGCUUUCUCCAUCUUCCGCCUCUUCAUCGUCUACCAUUCUCUUUUCUUCUUCUCAUCAUCUUGCAUCUGCCAGUUUUCUAUUUCUUCUUCGCACAGCUUCAUCUUCAUCUUUCGCCAACGCCUCAUUUGUCAACCCCUACGCCCCCUUUCCCAAAUCUCGAUCGGGCCAUAUUGUCAUCGCUCCUCCCGACCGCCCCAUACAUAGCCGCCAAAGCUACCUGCCACCCGUAAACCACCUCCCACCAAAUCUUCAAAAUGUCCAGCACACAGCAUCACCAGUACACCGAUGAGGAGCUUGACCGCGACUGGGUCCCCAACGGCCGACGUCCUCAGUCUACCAUCGCCCGCUCUUUCUCACAGGAACUCGGUGAUAUCUUCCGCAUCGAAAACUCCAUCUCCGAUCUUGAUGGCCAAGUAGACGAGAAGCGCCAAAUUGUUGGCCAGGGAAACCGUGAGCUUGCCUCCAUUGAGGCUCGCAUCAAGCAGAUGGAGGAGCGUCUCCGUAAGAACCAAAAGGCUCACCCCGAACUGGCUGCCUUCAUCUCUCUCCCACCUCGCCCCCCAACCGGCGACGAAAAGGAUGCUCCCGCUCAAGGUAACAAAUCUCGACCUGGCACUGCCCGUCCCACGCACGCUGCUCCAAGCUCGGGCAAUAUGCCCCCUACACCCGGAGCUAGUGAAGACGGCGACCGAGAGUAAAUGCCUUGAUUCCCAAUUUUUCGACAAGUAUACCCGGAUGGCAUGGCAACAUACGAUCCAAUCAUUUUAGCCUUUUGCCUCAUCCGCCUUCUUCUUUUUAACCAGCACUGGCUUACUGCAUCCUACGACUUUUAAUACUUGGGGCUCGAAACAUCUCGCACGGAACCCUUCGACAUGCUUCAGCUGCAGGCGUCAGCCUAUGUUGACGUGCGGGAAUCGAACUUCCCAAAUCCCUUCAUUUUUACAUAUUAGGCGAAUGCUUUUACUGUUCCUUUUGUUUGGAGUUUGGCCAUGCUGCAUUGGGCUAGAUCGAGUGGACCACCGCAAGCAAUUACAACUACGCUGCUCCAUGUUCGACUUCUCGAUGCCAGGCCGAGAUGGAAAUUAUUGACUUUUUUUUAAACUACCUUGUACUAAUAUUGGAAGAAGAGAGCGUGGUAUUGCAAUGGGUAGUAUAGCUGCAUACCACAUCGCGAGGUCUUCCCGCUGCCAGUACUUGGAUAGUCGUUUCUGGCAGGCAAGAGAAGGGCUACGCUCGUUCCCCAGGAUUGCUUUUUAAUGUUCAACAUUGCACACGUUGUCUUGUCAUUUUAUUACGAUAGACUCUUUUACAGCAUAUCUGUCAAUGCGAGCAUUAAUGCGUUUCUCCUU
Messenger RNA from [Torrubiella] hemipterigena, 2691 nucleotides. NCBI's taxonomy places the organism in Eukaryota, Fungi, Ascomycota, Sordariomycetes, Hypocreales, Clavicipitaceae. The record is from the annotation of a GenBank genome assembly.